Molecule: messenger RNA, 749 nt
Organism: Solanum dulcamara
Lineage: Eukaryota; Viridiplantae; Streptophyta; Magnoliopsida; Solanales; Solanaceae
Product: cucumber peeling cupredoxin-like
Exons: 2
Coding region: 103-660 (185 amino acids)
Cellular component (GO): plasma membrane
Molecular function (GO): electron transfer activity
Source: RefSeq, a predicted model, not a curated record
CUAUAGACAUCUCAUCCUUCCCUAGCAAACUAGCAAUUAGCAACUUCCUCUGUUGUGUCAUAUAGUAUCCCUUGCAAAAAUAAAGUUCCAAAAAGUUAAGACAUGGACAAAAUGUUGUACAUGAUCCUGUUUGGUGUUUUAGCCUUGUCAAGUAUUGUGCAAGACGCGGCCGCCCAAACUGAGCAUAUGGUCGGGGACAACAUGGGUUGGAUCAUACCGAACAAUGGCGCAGCAGCUUACACAAAUUGGGCUGCUGGAAAAACAUUCAGGGUUGGCGACACUCUAGUGUUCAAUUUCCCGACCGGCCGACAUGACGUACUACAAGUAGAAAAAACUUCGUUCGAUGGCUGCAAUUCGAACAAUGCCAUAGGGACUGCCAUAAUGACAGGACCAGCAAAUAUGAUUCUUAACUCUACCGGAGAUCACUACUAUAUUUGCACUUUUGGCACACACUGCCAAAAUGGCCAGAAAUUAGAAAUUACAGUUUCCAGCAGCACUGGUACUCCAGGAGCCAACCCGCCUACAACAUCUGCCAAUGGACCUUCAGGUUCCGUUCCUGGUGGUAUUACUCCUCCUCCUCCGUCUCCUUCGUCCACAACGACCAUAAUGGCCAGUUUUGUGCUCAGUCUAUCCGCAAUUGCCUUGGCUUCUUUUCUUUAAAUUGAACCAUUUAAGGAUGUUUUGAGAUUCCUAUAGUUUAUACUACGAUGUAACCAUACUAGAUUGUAUUCGAUUCAAUUUUGUUUUAA